ACCUUGACAUCAUUGGACACAUUUGGCGCCACACCUCAGCUAAAAUUCAGCCAGGGGCACGCGGUCCCGAGAAAUUGACAAGUUCCUGCUUCUCUGUCUCCCUCCUUUUUCUUCACCCCCUCUACCUUCUUCUAUGCACAGCCCUUGUCACCACCAUUAUCAGAUCUUUACUUUUCCAUGAGCGACCAGGUUCCUUGAUCUGCGAUCCUCACCACACUCCCUUAUGAGACGCACCUCGGUCUCGCUGCCGACGAGAAACGUAGCACACGACCCGCACGAGAAGCCCAACAGAUAUACUUCCAAAGGCGCAAGGGUUCGCGCCGCCAGCACACUGGAGCGAGUUAAAGCCGCCUGGAUGACUCAAAGUCAAAGAUCCAGAUACCUGAAGACGGGAGGCAUUCUGCUCUUCGUUAUCUUCCUCUUCUACUAUCUGUCCCCGAGUGGCGCCGAUGUAUAUAAUGGAGGUCCGCUGACAAACAUAGCAAGUUCCGGUGGUCAAACGGCCUCAGACUCUUCGGUUGGAACAACGAAGUGCUCGAAGUCCAGCGAUAAGUCGAAGCCGAUCGUCCAAUAUGCUCUCAUGAUAGAUGCAGGGAGUACUGGUUCUCGAAUUCACGUCUAUCGAUUUAACAAUUGUGGAGAUACGCCAGAACUGGAGGAUGAGAUCUUCGAAAUGACAAAGAAGAAGGAUGGAGGUUCCGGGCUCAGCUCUUACGGGGAGGACGCUGAAGGAGCGGCGAAGAGUCUGGAUGUUCUCAUGGAUGUUGCAAUGAAGCACGUUCCAGAGAAGCUGAAGGGUUGUACGCCGCUUGCCGUCAAGGCAACGGCAGGCCUUCGGAAAAUGCCAGGAAACCAAGCCCAAAAUAUCCUCGAUGCUGUCCGAACUCGGCUGGAGACAGUGUAUCCUUUCCCAGUCCUUUCCAAAGAGGAGAAUGGUGUUGCUAUCAUGGACGGAAGUGAUGAGGGCGUCUAUGCUUGGAUCACCACGAACUACUUACUCGGCAAGAUUGGAGGACCUGACGACAGCCCCACCGCCGCAGUUUUUGACCUGGGCGGCGGCUCAACUCAAAUCGUAUUUGAACCAAGAUUCAAGGCUGGCAAAGAUGGAAUGCCCGAGAAGUUGGCAGAGGGUGAUCACAAGUACAAACUUACCUUCGGCGGAAGAAACUUCGAACUCUAUCAACACUCUCAUCUUGGCUACGGUCUUAUGGCCGCUCGCGAGUCCAUUCACAAGACUCUCGUCGAGGAUAUCCACUCAGUCAACCCUGGGGACUCAACCUGGGUCUCGGAGCCAGUCAUAAACCCCUGCAUUGCACCAGGAAUGGCUCGUGCCGUCAAGGUCAAGCUUGAUGAAGAUCAUCCUCUUGGAAAAAUGAUUACAGUCAACAUGACUGGUCCUUCAUCUCCAGCUCCAGCCCAAUGCCGCAAGCUCGCUGAGAAGAUUCUAUUCAAAGAAAAGGAGUGCUCACUGACUCCUUGCUCCUUCAAUGGUGUCCACCAACCUUCCCUCGAGAAGACCUUUGCCAGAGAGGACGUCUACACCUUUUCUUAUUUCUAUGACCGCACUGAUCCCCUUGGAAUGCCCGAAUCUUUCACGUUGAAGGAGUUACAUCGCUUGACUGAUCAAGUAUGUGGAGGUGAAUCUCACUGGGAUGUAUUCGAGAGCGUUCCAGGUGCAAUCGAGGAGCUGAAAGGACGUCCUGAACACUGCCUUGAUCUCAACUUUAUGACCGCUCUUCUCCACACUGGAUAUGAAAUGCCAAUUGACAGAGAGGUCAAGAUUGCCAAGAAGAUAAAGGGCAAUGAGCUUGGUUGGUGUUUGGGUGCGAGUCUCCCGCUGUUGAGCCAAGGGUCAGGGUGGAAGUGCCGUAUCAAGGAGAUCUCAUGAUUGGUUCAAGGGCCAUGCAUUGCAGGCGUUAGGUUUCUUUUGUCUAAUCGGAUAAACGCAGCCAAAAGGUCAGCUGUUGGUAUAUAAUUCAUUCGAAGUUUGGUCCCCCGGAAUCAAGACAUGAGAUAUUUGAACGUAAAGCAUUACCCAAUCCCGCACUGGGAUCGGUCAAUCAUUACCCACAGAGUCCAUGCACGAGUGUUCAUAAGAUCCAAAACUUUGUGACUUAGCCAGGGAGUGCAAUGAGGGCGAAUGAUGUUGUGGAACCUUGAUCGGUCUUGGUUCAAGUUCGACUUCGAGUUCGCAAAAAAUAGUUGGUUUUUAUCGUUCUCUUGCGAGUACAAAGGAUCCUCUGAGCUUUCUCUCUAUUACAGUAUACAGAGGCCCAUCAUUGGUCUGUCUCAAUCGUCCUCUUCU
Messenger RNA from Hyaloscypha bicolor E, 2305 nucleotides. Its product is annotated as guanosine-diphosphatase-like protein. NCBI's taxonomy places the organism in Eukaryota, Fungi, Ascomycota, Leotiomycetes, Helotiales, Hyaloscyphaceae. The coding region runs from base 224 to 1888 and encodes 554 amino acids. The transcript has 3 exons. Gene Ontology annotation, cellular component: Golgi apparatus; membrane. Gene Ontology annotation, biological process: protein N-linked glycosylation; nucleoside diphosphate catabolic process. Gene Ontology annotation, molecular function: GDP phosphatase activity; UDP phosphatase activity. The record is from RefSeq and is a predicted model, not a curated record.